Messenger RNA from Cheilinus undulatus (humphead wrasse), 1777 nucleotides. Its product is annotated as izumo sperm-egg fusion protein 1. Gene Ontology annotation, molecular function: protein binding involved in heterotypic cell-cell adhesion; signaling receptor binding. The record is from RefSeq and is a predicted model, not a curated record. Lineage: Eukaryota; Metazoa; Chordata; Actinopteri; Labriformes; Labridae. Gene Ontology annotation, biological process: heterotypic cell-cell adhesion; sperm-egg recognition; fusion of sperm to egg plasma membrane involved in single fertilization. Gene Ontology annotation, cellular component: plasma membrane; acrosomal membrane. The transcript is spliced from 10 exons. The coding region runs from base 272 to 1273 and encodes 333 amino acids.
UUUACCAUGGAAACGAUUCAAAUUCAAUGCAGCUGCAGUUCAUGUACUACUGGUAUCUUUUUGCUUCACGUCAGCUUAAAAAUAUAGCGAAAUAGUGUUAUUUUGAUUCUACUUUUGACUAUCAGAAGUAAACUACCGUUUUCGAUGUACGGAAUUGUGUUGUAGUUCGUAUUAAGUAGUUUCUGACCGGUUUGUACUGUGUGCUAAAUCAGGCUGGCAACGCAGCAACACGACAUAAACAAGAAAGGACAGAUAAGGGUGCAGAGGAGGGAUGCUGCUCGUGCUGGUGUCGUUGAUCUGCUGUGUCUCUGUAGCUGAGGCCUGUCUGCAGUGUGACCGUGGGAUCAGACUCCUCCAUGAGGACUUUGCCCUGUCUGCUCCCUCCGUUGACGACCAGAUAGAACUGAAAAAGAUUUGUGAUCAUGCCUAUGUGAUGUACGAAGAGACCAGCCGUGAAAGAAAGGGAGUCAUAGAUCCCACCACUCUAUACAGAGUCAAAACUGAGUACCAGAGUGAAUUUGAUCGCUUCUUGGAGACCCAGCACACAGGAUCUGUGACAUUUGAGGCCAUUAUGAUCAUGGAGAAGGGCAGGAAGAUCUUAGAAAAACACUUGGACACAUUUAUCCAGGAUGGACUGUGCCCUAACAAGUGUGGGCUUUUAAGACGAAGAAUAAUGGAUUGCUUUUCCUGCCGCUACAAGAUAUACAUCUGCCCCUCUCCCUCUGGACAGCAGGAUUGCGGAGAGUACCCGGUGCAGGCCGAGGAGGGAGGACAGGCUGUGCUGAACUGUUUCCUUCCAUGGCAUCGUCUUCUACUAGGGACACCAGAGUACCAUUAUGCAUGGGCCCCUGGUGUGCCAGGAGCUAAAAAGGUCUCUUUGCCAUCACUGGUUCCCUCUUGGCUGAUUGAAAGUGACUUCAGUACCUUGGUAGUGACUGAUGACUCGACUGUGGUCUUAAAUCAACUACGUGUGAAUGAACAAGGAACAUAUCGCUGCUCUCUGAGAGGCCCAAAUGGAACUGUCUUCUAUCAAGUCACUUUUCUGCUCACUGUUUCCCCUUUACCUAAGCAAACCCACCGCCCUGUGGGCACUCUGCCUCGCCUGCCUCAUGGAGAAUCACUUUCUCAACCCACUGAGGUCCUGCUGGUGCCAUUUAUCGCCAUGGUUACUGCCCUCAGUCUGACAGCCAGCAUAGGCCUCACAGUUGUCCUGGGGUUGAUGAUGAAGCAGAGAAAAGCCGCAGCAGAGGCGAGAAGAGGGAGGAGGGAAUAAGAAAUAAAACCCAUUGAAGCACAGUGAUGCUUUUGUUUACAGAACUGGCAUGACAGGAGGUUUCACUCACUCCAGGUUGGAGCAUUUCUCAAAAGAUUUCCCAGAAUGAAUUGCAAAGUCAUGUUCAGAAAUGACAUGGAAGUGAGAAAACAUGCACGUAGGAUUUCUAUUGGGUCAUGUUUAUCUUAAAUAUUGAAAAAAAUAAGUGGAUAGUUUUUGCAGUGGAUGCUGAACUCCCACUCAUAAAACAGAAAGUUUUUGGUGUAGUAAAACCACAACACACCCACACUAGAACUCCCCCAGAAACCACUCAUUUUUCCGUAACACUGAACACGAGCCCACCUAAACACUCAGUGAUCUGAACCCAGCAGGCACACGUUCCCCCUCAAUGGAGCGGUGGCGUUGUCACGUGGGUGUUUGUAAGAGGAGUCGGGGAUGAGGUAAAUCUCCCGGAUUACAGUGUUUUUCAGGGAUUAAUAGCUCCCAGCUAUCCAAUUAAUCUUU